Molecule: messenger RNA, 285 nt
Organism: Entamoeba nuttalli P19
Lineage: Eukaryota; Evosea; Mastigamoebida; Endamoebidae
Exons: 1
Coding region: 1-285 (94 amino acids)
Source: RefSeq, a predicted model, not a curated record
AUGCAAGGAGGUUAUUUCCACAAUCCAUCAAAUUAUCCACCACCAAAAGCACCUCAAGAACCAUAUUCUAAUCAUCAAUAUAUGUAUAGGCAUCAACAAAUGCAACAGAAUAAUAAUUAUAAUAAUUAUCCAACAGGAGCAAGAUAUGCAGCUCCAGUUGUAAGAGAACAACCACCUCCACCACUUGCAUCACGAGAUUUUAGAAAUCAAAUAACCGAUAAAAGUGGAUAUGUAGAAUGUUUGUUACAAAAACUUAAGAAGAAAAUGAAAGUAUUUAUCAUUUAG